AUGCAAACCUUCAUAAUAACAUACAUGUAUUUCAUCUCGUCACUGCUUCUUUGUGAUGCUAGACUGACUCUUGAAAAGAAGGUAUACGUCAAUUUGACGUCCGGUAAUGAUAACAUUCUUUCGGACUUUUCUCAGAAUUCUCACUAUACUUCCAUUGCAGCUUUAGCUUCUUCUGUGGCUGCGGGAAGCUCAGAAGACUAUAAUCCCCUGACUAAAACAGACUCUUCAAAUACCAAUACAAACACAUAUUUAGCAUCUUCUUUAGAUGGCAAUAACAACCAACAAUAUUCAUCAACCAUUCAAUAUUCACAGCUCGCCACUACCUCAACUAGUCUCCCAAUUGAAACUGUGAUUUCUUCAAUGGAUCAACAGUUUCAAUCCAAUCAACCAUCGCUAUCUGGUUCAAAGUAUACUUCAUUAACUUUCAGCGUAUCUAAAGAUUCAGCUAUCCCAUCAGUCGCUGGCACAAAAACUAUGCCACCUGCUGUAUCUUCUAUGUUCGUCCCAACAUCGACUUUAUCAGAUACCCAGGGCUCCGUUUCCGCUGAAAGUACACCUCAAUAUAUUGCUUUACCAUCUACAUUAUCCUCUGACAGAGCAAAAUCAAAAGAAAAAUUAGAUAUCUCAUCUAGAAUGGUGGAGAUAACCUCAUAUCCUUAUUCUGUCAGCUCUUCAAUGCCGGAAUCAGAGAUUAAGCUGGCUUCUUCCCUUUCAGAUAGCUCAAGUGAAACAAUAUAUACCGUCUACCCGACCGAGUUUACUCAGCUUACGCUAACAUUCUCCAUCGAUAGUUCGGCAGAAUUAGCGGAUAUAUUGACAAGUCAGGAAAGUAGCACUGUUAGUGGUACUUCUAUAGAAUCAAGUGAAAGCUCAAUGAUGUCUUCAAGUUCAUCACUGCGAUUAUCUACUACAGAUAUUAUAGAUCCUUCAUGGAUUAAAUUUUCAGCCACACGUUCUGCACUACAGUCAUCUCAAGCUUCUUCAAAUGUAGUUUCAAAUGCUCAAGAGAAGUCUUCCACUACCACUAGCAUCAACUCAGAAUCGCUCACAAAUUCAACCGGGAAAUCGGGAGUACCUGACUUAAAGUCAGACACUUUAAGCACCGCAAAGGAAAGCACAACUUCCAGCCAGCAAACAGAGCCACAUUCCAUAUCCUCACAAUCUGCAGUGUCCCAAACAAAAGUCUCGGAAAAUGUACUUGAGACGCCUUCACAAACGCUAUCCGCUAGUCUGAAACAAACAAGCACAGGUAGCUCAUCAGAUCCGCCACUAGUUCAUACUAGCACUUCACCAGUUGUGUCACAAGUGCAUGCUAGUACAUCAAUGCUAGACUCUACAUCUUCAGCAAAAUUUGCACAUUCAACUUUGAGUACUUCUUUGUUGCAAUCGAACGCUGCCAGUGAGAACAGAUAUACCUCUAGUACAUUGUUUUCAAGUAAAUAUACCCCAACAGGCGUCAAAAGUACUAAUACAAAAAUCAUUGGCCUUACUUCAUCAAAAUCGAUUAUCAUCGAAGGCAGUGAAACAUCUCAAAAUUCACGGAGUCCUUUGAGAACAGUCCAGACAUCUAGUGCAUCCACUUUCAAUAGAGACAAAACAGCGAAGUCCCAAAAUCUACUUGCAGCAACAGGAACAACCGAAUGGGAUCCACACCGAGGCACUUUCACAUUGGUUCUUUCACAAUCAUCAAUACCCCCAUCAGUCGUGACGCGAUCUAGAAAAACUUCUAUUACACAGAAACCCGCUUCUACUGGAACGCAAAAUACCAAUGACUGGUUACCAAAUUCUAUGAUCUUCGCCUCUGAUCAGUCGGAUUCUACUUUUUCAUCUUUAAAUCCAGAAAUUACUGCAACUCUACCAGCAGAAAUAGCUGCGCCUACAGAGGCAGUUCAACCCCCAAAUACAACUUUAGUAACCAUCGGGUUCAAAAAAGAAUUAAACUACAUCUUCUUAAUCGACAAUCCUUUAGCUUCUGCUCAAAUAUUUGAGUUUCUACCGUUAACUUUGUCUUAUCCGUUCCUAUUAACUCAAUAUAACGCUUCAAGCGAGGAGAUUACAAGCCUAUGUUCAAGUUCUUUAUAUUAUGAAGAUGAUGGCAGAACAAUAUUGACCACUCACGAAUCCACAACAGUAGAUUCAACACAAUUUGUUAAAAAAAUUAUGGGCCCCGCAUCAAACUUACUAACAGCACAACUGGCUUCAUCACCCUCUUCCAGCCCUACGCAAAGACCCCAUCCACGAGAGUCAUCUCCACCGCCUUUCUUUAAUAGUUCAAACGUUGUAGUUAAACACAUACUUCCAAUGAUCUCAAAUCAAAGAGAUUAUAUUGUCAGCGUGGCUGAAGUUUAUUUUCCCACAGAUACCCUAGGAAUCUUGCAAAAAUUCAUUAAUAAACCAAACUCUCCACUGUAUUCAAAUCCCUCAACCCCAUACUCCACUUUAGUUCAUUUAAUCGAUCCAUGGAUCUCUCUAACAGACCUUUUUCAGCAAAAUGGUAUGAACAAUCAAGGUAAUAAUCAAGAUGGCUCUUUAAGCUCGAACGAUUCUAGUUUCAACACAAAGACGAACCCUAGUAACUUAACAUCCACGGAAACUGAAAGAAGCGGUUCUUUAGAUUUAAACAGUGGUUAUACCAGCAAAUUCUCAAGCAAAAUCAAAGAUCGUUUGGCAAUAUUUACAACAGUGUUCCUUUUCGUAGUAUUUUUUUGGAUUUGGUUAUUCUUGGUUGCUUUCAAGCAUUGGAACAAAAGAAUUGAAAAUAAAAAAGCCAAAAAAUUAUUAAACAAAACACUUCCAACUGCCAGAUUUAACAGAGUUGAUCUAGUGACUUUGUCAACGGCCUCUUCUAUGAGUAGCUCGAGCAUUUCGCCUAACGAAAAACAAACAUAUUCCUCCUUGGAAAACCCCUUCAAAGACGGUACCACAGUUAACUCAAAAGAAGGAGUUGUCUAUGAUCAAUCCAAUGGCAUGCAAUAUACAGUUGAUUAUGAUGGUAAUUUUUACUAUUUUGGGAACAAAGAACUCUUAGAUGGUACAAACACUACCACAUUUACUGAAUAUAUGUACAAUGACAUUGAACAAGGUCAUUCGACAUACCAUGAUAACGAUUCUGCUCAUAAAACAAAAGGUAAGCUAACAACUAUCAAUACUUUCAAUAAAACCGCUGAACAUAAUGAAGAAGAAGCUGCCGCAGGGAACAUAUCAAACAUGGGUCCCACAAUAGGUAACCUAUCAGGAAAUGUCGAACAAGACUUGUGUACUACGCAGGUUGAUAAAUAUGUUUCAAACAAUUACAAUGAAAAUUUUAUGAGUGAUAGAAAAGAAGACGAAACUAGAAAUCCAACCCUGUUCUUCCAAGACCUCCCUCUCGAUGAGGAAUUUGAAAAUUACCUAUAUAAAAAUGAAGUUGACCCUACUGUGUUACAAUUCGAUCAAGUUGAUGAUUUAACCAUUGAUGACACAGACGACGAUAGUGUAGAUGAUUUCCAAGUCGGCGAGCUGGAUGGAUUGGACGAGGAAUUAUAUAAAAGAAUGUCGUCAAUCAUGAAACUACAAAGAAUAAACAAGCGCUGA
Messenger RNA from Kazachstania africana CBS 2517, 3573 nucleotides. RefSeq names its product Hkr1p (gene HKR1). Gene Ontology annotation, molecular function: osmosensor activity. The transcript has a single exon. Bases 1 to 3573 code for a protein of 1190 amino acids. Gene Ontology annotation, biological process: signal transduction involved in filamentous growth; osmosensory signaling pathway via Sho1 osmosensor; establishment of cell polarity. NCBI's taxonomy places the organism in Eukaryota, Fungi, Ascomycota, Saccharomycetes, Saccharomycetales, Saccharomycetaceae. The record is from RefSeq and is a predicted model, not a curated record. Gene Ontology annotation, cellular component: cell surface; extracellular region; plasma membrane.